CAUAAUUGUACAUGCAGUUGUUGUCCUUUUUUGCUGUAGAAUGGCUCAGAAAGCAGAAAGAGCACCCUCCGCAGACAGUGCCUUAACUGAUGGAGCUGCUCAUAAAUUCAUCCAAAAAACACCGCAAAAAAACAAGAGCAAACAAUCCAGUGAGGAGGCCAUGAACAAAAUGUACACCAACCUUCUUAACAGUGUGUUUGGACAGGAGAGAGAAUUAUCUCAACCUGAAUUAGAUGAGCUAGCGGAGGCCUUUAAAGAGUUCGACUAUGAUCAGGACGGGUAUCUAAAUUACAAAGACCUUGCAGAAUGUAUGAGGUCGAUGGGUUACAUGCCCACUGAGAUGGAGCUACUGGAAAUCAUCCAGCAGAUUAAAAUGAGGUUGGGUGGAUUGAUGGAUUUUGACGAUUUCUGCGAGUUGAUGGGACCAAGGAUGAUGGUGGAGACCGCUCACAUGUUGGGACUGAAAGAACUUCAGUGCUCCUUUAAACAGUUUGAUACAGACGGUGAUGGUAAAAUAACCUUGGAUGAGUUGAAAGAGGCAGUUAAGACGUUACUGGGUGAAAAGCUAAAGAAAGGAGAGUUGGAGGAAAUUCUAAAGGAGAUGGACCUCAAUGGAGACGGCACUGUGGAUUUUAAUGGUAACCGGCCCCAACACACAAUACUUACAAAGAGUUUGUUAUGAUGCUGUCGGUGCAGUAGCUCUCACAGAACCUCUACACUACCUACACAAGAUGUGUAUUCGGCUUGCUCAACAGUGGUUUUUGGUCUGUUGGUCCUGGAUUCUUUAAAGUUGCUUUGAGACGAUGUCUAUUGUAAAAAGCGCUAUAUAAAUAAAAUUGACAUGACUUGA
Trichomycterus rosablanca is the source of this 850-nucleotide messenger RNA. Its product is annotated as calcium-binding protein 2. Gene Ontology annotation, cellular component: cytoplasm. Gene Ontology annotation, molecular function: calcium ion binding; calcium channel regulator activity. Gene Ontology annotation, biological process: regulation of voltage-gated calcium channel activity. The transcript is spliced from 7 exons. Bases 41 to 682 code for a protein of 213 amino acids. Lineage: Eukaryota; Metazoa; Chordata; Actinopteri; Siluriformes; Trichomycteridae. The record is from RefSeq and is a predicted model, not a curated record.